Raphanus sativus (radish) is the source of this 1122-nucleotide messenger RNA. Its product is annotated as F-box/FBD/LRR-repeat protein At4g26340. The record is from RefSeq and is a predicted model, not a curated record. The transcript has 3 exons. The coding region runs from base 438 to 974 and encodes 178 amino acids. NCBI's taxonomy places the organism in Eukaryota, Viridiplantae, Streptophyta, Magnoliopsida, Brassicales, Brassicaceae.
UAACCCUCCCCUCAGAUCCGGCUCUGUCUCCGACGUUUCUCCUCUGUCGGCUCCGAUUCUCCUCUGUCAUCUCCGGCGAAGAACACUGUCAUCAUCUCCGACGAAGCGAACGAAGAUUCGACUCUCCAACUCGAGAGAUGGAAAGGCAAGCUUUGGCGAAGCUUAACAAGCCAUGGAGGAAGACGGUAGAUACGUCAAGAUUGUGAUUGAGCCUUUGGUUAGGGUUCUUGAGAAAGGGAGCCCUGUUGGUAGAGACGCGUCUGCAAAGUGUUUAAUGAAAUUAACCGAGAACUUGGAGAAUGCUAGGUCCGUCUCUGCUCACAGAGGUGUCUCUGCAUUGCUGACGAUCUGUUCUUACACGUAGUUGGUUUGUGGUGGAUGUCCCUUCUUUGAAGUACCUUGAAAUCGUAGAUUCUGUAGUUUACGACUUCCGUCAGAUGGAGAAUAUGCCUGCGUUGGAGGAGGCAUGCGUUUGGAUUACUAGUGGAGUGACCCAAAAGUUUCUAAAGCCUCUUACUUCUGUCCACCGCCUCUCUCUAUGGUUAUCACUUUCAGAGGCUAUGCAUCCUUCUGGUAUGAUCUUCAAUCAGCUUGUUCAUCUUGACUUGUACACUUUAGCGGAAGGCUGGUGGGAUCUUCUUACAUGUAUGCUCCAAGAUUCCCCUAAACUGCGAUUUCUCAAACUCACCAAUAGAAAAUUAAGAAGUGAAAGCAAAGAGACCCCAAUUGGUUGGAGGCCGUCAAGUUCUGUUCCUGAGUGUUUGUUGUCUAGUAUAGAGGCUUUUGUGUGGAUUGGGUACAAUGGGAGACAAAGGGAUAGAGAGAUGACAACAUUUGUCCUAAAAAAUGCUACUUGUUUGAAGACAGCGACAUUCUCUCCAGAUUCUACUGAUUUGGAAGAGAAGUAUCAGAUGCUCAAGGUGUUGGCAUCUGUACCUACAACGUCAGCUUCGUCUCAGCUUCUAUUCGACUGAACAAUGAUAAAAAGAUGUUGUUUUCGUUUUUUUUAAGUUAAGUGUCUUAAAUGGAAGCUCUUAGUUUUUGGUAAAUUUCCGGCUAGUGUGACUGAAUCUAAAUCCAUAUAUAUCUUUUUUUAUCCCCAACGAGGUCCUUUAAAAGCUA